ACAUUUCAAUUUAUAUAGGCUUUUCUCAAGCCAUUCUCCAAUAUUUGGAAUUUAUUUUAUGACUACACAAGUGUAGGCAUGUCAAACAAUCACAUCCUGUAUCGUCUAUAAGCCUAUAUACACUUGAGAAUAAGUAAAGUAUAAAAGCAGGGCUGUUUCUGGAACUUCACAAACUCUUCCUUCUAAAUUCUAAAGGCAACAACCAAACCAAGCUUCAUCAUGGCAAUGCUGAGAGAUCUAAUGCUUCUUUUUGUUAUCUUCUCCAUGGGAAAUGCACAAGUUAAUUUAGAUAAAAAAUGCCCCUUUGGAUGGAAAAACUUUGGAGUCCGAUGCUACAAGUACUUCUCUCAGUCGGCUGACUGGAUCACAGCAGAGAGAAACUGCCAAAGUCUUGAUGCAAAUCUCGCAUCUGUUCAUCAUAAACCGGAAAACGAUUUUCUGCUGAGUCUGUUGCCUUCUUCUUCCACACGUUCUUGGAUUGGUGCUCAUGAUGGUAUAAAAGAUGGACAGUGGUUGUGGAGUGAUGGAUCUGAGUAUGACUUUACCAACUGGUGCUCUAAAGAGCCUAACAAUAGCGGUGGUCCUGAGAACUGUCUGGAGAUCAACUUUUCCACUAACCUUUGCUGGAACGAUAAGGCAUGUUCAGACAAAUUUACCUACAUUUGUGCUAAAGACCUGUGAGGUCAUGCUGCUCCAGAAAUUACUUUGAUUGUACACCUUCAGAUCUUUUCCUUACAAAAAAUGUUAUUCUGAAAUUAAACCUCAUAUAAAUCUUUUCAAAGCUUUAAUUUCUUCUCAUUACCUUCUGUGAAACUUCUCUAAUCAAUAAAAGCAUUGAUACAGCAAA
Messenger RNA from Megalobrama amblycephala (Wuchang bream), 847 nucleotides. RefSeq names its product ladderlectin-like. The record is from RefSeq and is a predicted model, not a curated record. The transcript is spliced from 6 exons. Lineage: Eukaryota; Metazoa; Chordata; Actinopteri; Cypriniformes; Xenocyprididae. The coding region runs from base 220 to 681 and encodes 153 amino acids. Gene Ontology annotation, molecular function: signaling receptor activity.